Messenger RNA from Gasterosteus aculeatus aculeatus (three-spined stickleback), 1557 nucleotides. RefSeq names its product hydroxy-delta-5-steroid dehydrogenase, 3 beta- and steroid delta-isomerase 1 (gene hsd3b1). The record is from RefSeq and is a predicted model, not a curated record. NCBI's taxonomy places the organism in Eukaryota, Metazoa, Chordata, Actinopteri, Perciformes, Gasterosteidae. Gene Ontology annotation, molecular function: oxidoreductase activity, acting on the CH-OH group of donors, NAD or NADP as acceptor. Gene Ontology annotation, biological process: steroid biosynthetic process.
ACACGAGGGCAUCCAUCCGUAUCUCUUCUGGUGAGCGGUCUGGGUUUACAAAUAGAGGAAAAGUGGUGGAUGCUGGCCGCAGAAGGAGCUGUCUCUCUCCGACAAACGGAGCCCCAAACAUCUCAACGUUCUCUUUUCUUUCGGGGGCCUUUUUCUCUCCUCCACGAGGUCCACCGAGGCGCACGGCGGCGGUGGUUUGGUCGCGGAUCGAGCUGCCAUGUCUCUGCGGGGGGAAGCGUGUGUGGUGACGGGAGCCGCGGGGUUCCUGGGGCAGCGGCUGGUGAGGCUGCUGCUGGAGGAGGAGCAGGCCGCUGAGAUACGACUGCUGGACCGACGGGUCCGGCCGCAGCUUUUAGAGGCGCUGGAGGACGUUCGAGGCGACACCCAGCUGAGUGUGUUCGAGGGCGACAUCAGAGACGGAGAAUUCCUGAGGAAAAGCUGUCGGGGAGCGUCGAUUGUGUUCCACGUGGCGUCCAUCAUCGACGUGAAGGACGCGGUGGAGUACGGCGAGAUACACGGGGUCAAUGUCAAAGGAACGCAGCUGCUUCUGGAGGCUUGCGUCCAGGAGAACGUGGCGUCCUUCAUCUACACCAGCACCAUCGAGGUGAUGGGACCCAACGCCAGGGGCGAGCCCGUCGUCAACGGCGACGAGGACACGGCGUACGAGUGCGCUCUGAAGUUCGCCUACAGCAAGACCAAGAAGGAGGCCGAGCGGCGGACCCUGCAGGCCCACGGCGAGCUCCUGCGCAACGGCGGCCGACUGGCCACGUGCGCCCUGCGGCCCAUGUACAUCUACGGCGAGGGCUGCCGCUUCCUGCUGGGCCACAUGGCCGACGGGGUACGCAACAAAGACGUGCUGCUCCGCAUGUCCCGCCCGGAGGCCCGGGUCAAUCCCGUGUACGUGGGCAACGUGGCCGCGGCCCACCUGCAGGCGGCGCGCGGCCUCCAAGAUCCGCACAAGAGGAACGCCAUCGGGGGAAAGUUUUACUUCGUGUCCGACGACACGCCGCUCGUCAGUUACUCGGACUUCAACCACGCGGUGAUGGCGCCUCUGGGCUUCCGCGUUCAGGAGAGGCUCAUGUACCCGCUGUGGCUCCUCUACUCAUUCUGCUUCCUGAUGGAGGUGCUGUGCGGCGCGCUGCGGCCUCUGGUGCGCGUGGUGCCGCCGCUGAGCCGGCAGCUCGUCACCAUGUUGAACACGCCGUUCAGCUUCUCCUACCAGCGGGCCAGGCGGGACCUGGGUUACGCCCCCAGGUACACCUGGGAGGAGGCCCGCCGACGCACCACCGAGUGGCUCGCCUCGGAGCUGCCGGCGGAGAGGCAGAGAAUAAGAGCCAAGUAGGUCACGGGGAGCCGCGGAGGGCUUCGGCGGAGGAGAACCUGAAGGCCACCAGACGUUCACGUAGAGGCGCCAUUCCCGGUUUCAUGUUGCUGCGGCAGCUUUGGUUCUCUCGAGUCACCACGAGGAGGCCCCACGUUCCCACCGCGUGGCUCAUGUCUGCGUCCCCCGUCGUCUCUGUACUCAAGGUCUGCAUUAAAGUGAAAAAACAACUUGCA